UCUGUUCCUGUGCGGUCUGAACAUGGCGGCUACCGGAGCCGGGGCUCCCAGUCGCCUGGUCCAGUAUGUGGUGGUCCGCUCGGAUCUGGUUCAUAAGCUUUCGUGGCCCCUGGGGGCCGUGAUAACUCAGGCCUGUCACGCCGCUACCGCCGCCAUUCACCUGAACUACGAAGACCCGGACACGCAGCGGUACCUGGAGGAGCUGGACUCCAUGCAUAAAGUGGUGCUCGGGGCCCCAGAUGAGGCUGCUCUCUCCAGUCUAUCAGAGAAUCUCACACAGGCUGGUGUCGCCCACAAACUUUGGAUUGAACAACCAGAGAACAUCCCCACCUGUCUGGCUCUGAAGCCAUGUCCAAAAGAGACGGUUCAGCCGCUGCUGCGCAAGUUCAAACUCUUCAAAUGAGAGACCUUUAUCUUUCUAUGAACUUCACAGUGCAUGGCAGCUGAGAGGAAUGCACAGAGGCCACUCAGUAUCCAUUGUGGCUCAUGCAGAAGAAAUAUUACACAUGUAUUUAUUUUGCAAGCAUGUUAUAAGGUAUAAAGGGAAGAAGGAAAUUAUGUUGAUACACAAAUUAUGAUUUCAUGGACAUUUUAGUCUUAAUAAAAGCUGGACCGUG
Cheilinus undulatus (humphead wrasse) is the source of this 617-nucleotide messenger RNA. It is a transcript of the gene ptrhd1, whose product is annotated as peptidyl-tRNA hydrolase domain containing 1. The record is from RefSeq and is a predicted model, not a curated record. The transcript is spliced from 2 exons. Bases 23 to 403 code for a protein of 126 amino acids. Gene Ontology annotation, molecular function: peptidyl-tRNA hydrolase activity. Lineage: Eukaryota; Metazoa; Chordata; Actinopteri; Labriformes; Labridae.